This is a messenger RNA of Gossypium raimondii (Peruvian cotton), 662 nucleotides long. RefSeq names its product putative receptor-like protein kinase At3g47110. Gene Ontology annotation, biological process: protein phosphorylation. The record is from RefSeq and is a predicted model, not a curated record. Lineage: Eukaryota; Viridiplantae; Streptophyta; Magnoliopsida; Malvales; Malvaceae. The transcript has 2 exons. Bases 30 to 575 code for a protein of 181 amino acids. Gene Ontology annotation, molecular function: protein kinase activity; ATP binding.
CCAAGCAACAUUCUGCUUGACCACAUGACAUGGUUGCUCUUGUUGGAGAUUUUGGACUAGCCAGGUUUUUCCCAAAAUCAAUGAACAGUUUAUCUGGAAACUCUUCAAGCACUCAUUGUUUGAAAGGAACUAUCGGCUAUGCUCCGCCAGAAUAUGGCAUUGGAACGGAGGCAACAACAAGCGGAGACAUGUACAGCUUCGGAAUUCUACUGCUUGAAAUAUUCACUAGGAAGAGACCUACCGAUGACAUGUUUAAAGAUGGACUAAAACUUCACCUGUUCUCAAAGAUGUCAUUGCCGGAUCAAGUGCUUGAAGUUGUUGAUCCGUUGCUUUUACCUAGGGAUAACAAAAGACAAAGCGCGAGCAGCAGCCGGAACCCAAGGAGAGCAAACAUGGAAGAAACCAAAAUGAAAGAGUGCCUCAUUUCCAUCUUGAAAGUUGGAAUCGCUUGUUCGGUUGAAUCACCUACAAACCAGAUGGACAUUGUGGAUGCAGCCAAGGAACUGCAUUUUAUCAGGGACAAAUUUGUAGGGACCAGAAUCCGAACAGAAAGAGAAAGAGCAAAUCAUCUUUAGAAUAUGGAGUUCGGAUGUCUUUGAUGUUUGUGCAGUACUUGUAUCUAAAUCUAAACCUUGUUUAAUAUAUUUUGUUUUAAAUUUCCA